ACUUUGUUUAAUUUUGAAUAUUACAGAUGUUAUGUGGUAGGGACAGUUGGGAGUCAUGGAUCACUUUUGGGUCUCUCUGAACUUUUACGCUAUUUUCCUGAUCAGAAAAUAUCUGUGUUUGUUGGAACUUGGAAUAUGAAUAGCCAGCUUCCACCCAAGGACCUAGAUGAUUUUCUGCUUCCAUUAGGGGUUAAUCAUCUUCCUGAUAUUUAUGCUGUUGGCGUUCAAGAAGGAGUUCAGGAUAGGAGGGAGUGGGAGAUCACUCUGCAGACUACCGUGGGGCCGUCACAUGUUCUUUUCCAUUCUGUUGGUCUUGGGGUGUUAUAUCUAGCUAUAUUUCUUCGAAGGGACCUUAUCUGGUUCUGUUCUGACCCAGAAGAUGCUGCAUACAGCACCAGGCCUGGUUCUGUAGUAAAAACCAAAGGAGCAGUUGCCAUUUCAUUCAUGUUUUUUGGAACUUCUUUGUUGUUUAUCAACUCCCAUUUAACAGCACAUGAAAAGAAAUUGAAAGAGAGACUGUCCGACUAUGAAAAACUUUGUGUUAUGUUAGACCUUCCAAAAAAUCUACAUGUAAAACCCCAGUGUCAGAGUAAAGAUGUCACAGCAAGAUUUGAUAAUGUUUUCUGGUGUGGUGAUCUAAAUUUCCGAUUGACUCAGAAACGAGAUGUUAUUAUAAAAUUAUUAGAGAACCGGAACCUUCAGAAUGUACUAUCCUGUGAAACGUUAUUGAAAUAUGAUCAGCUGCAAAAAGCUAUGAAUGAAGGUGUUGCCUUCAGAGACUUUCAUGAAGCUACAGUCACAUUUGUUCCUUCUUACAAAUACAACACUGGAUCUUGUCUCUUUGACUCAAAGAAACUACGUGUACCUUCCUAUACUGAUCGUGUGUUGUUUCGAUAUAAGAAGAAAGAUACCAUAAAUUGUCUUCUGUAUGAUAUAGCAGAAAAUAUCACCACCUCAGACCAUAAACCCGUAUAUGCAUUAUUUGAAGUGUGUGUGAAACCAGGACGAGAUAACAUUCCUCUAGCAGCGGGUCUUUUUAAUAGAGAAGUUUAUUUGGAAGCAUCUCGGAGGCGUUCUGCUGCACUUGAAAGUCAAGACCAGAAAAGUUAUGUGUGCUCUGUAAUGUAAAAUUUCUUCUUGAUGAAUAAUAUUCCUAAAAUAUAAUGGAAAGAAGAAGAUUUCAUAUAAUAUGAAAUAAAUUAAUGAUUGUAGCUAGUAUUAACAGUGAUAUUUAGAAGCAAUUACAGUAUUUACAUGAACCUACAGUUUUUUUGGGGUGUGAAAUAUUGAAUUAUGUACACAUUUCCACCUUUAACUGCUAACCUUUUGUGUUAUUACUAGAAAGUGCAAGGUGUUAAUUAUUGGUGAAUUUUGAAUCAUUCUUUCUCCUGUUGCAGUUAACUAUACAGUAAAAAUUUAAAUAUAGAUAUUUCUAACUGUUAAAAAUUUCUUUUUGUUAAAGACAUAGUAAAUGUAAGCUACAUUUAAGCUAGACAGGUUUUGCUAUUACAUCUUCCUCUCAGUUGUAACAAAGAAAAAACAAGAGUAGUAUGGGGUGGAUUAUAUUUUUAUUAGCUAUAAACCAUAACUUGA
This is a messenger RNA of Limulus polyphemus (Atlantic horseshoe crab), 1593 nucleotides long. Its product is annotated as 72 kDa inositol polyphosphate 5-phosphatase-like. The record is from RefSeq and is a predicted model, not a curated record. Gene Ontology annotation, biological process: phosphatidylinositol dephosphorylation. The transcript is spliced from 10 exons. NCBI's taxonomy places the organism in Eukaryota, Metazoa, Arthropoda, Merostomata, Xiphosura, Limulidae. Gene Ontology annotation, molecular function: phosphatase activity. The annotation marks the transcript as partial.